This is a messenger RNA of Alosa sapidissima (American shad), 4253 nucleotides long. It is a transcript of the gene tpgs1, whose product is annotated as tubulin polyglutamylase complex subunit 1. The record is from RefSeq and is a predicted model, not a curated record. Gene Ontology annotation, biological process: protein polyglutamylation. The coding region runs from base 216 to 1127 and encodes 303 amino acids. Gene Ontology annotation, molecular function: microtubule binding. NCBI's taxonomy places the organism in Eukaryota, Metazoa, Chordata, Actinopteri, Clupeiformes, Clupeidae. The transcript is spliced from 2 exons.
AAGAACGACGUAUUCCGAGAAUCGCGUCCUUAGCAACCAAGACUUCCCUUGCAAGUUGCUGUCAGAGAAAGCAUCUUUACAGCCUCAGCGGAAAGUCAUUCAUUUAGUCAAACGUGCACCUGGUAGGAAAUGUGUCGUUAUUAAAAUAGGUGUGUCUGACGCUGCAAAGAACGACAGCGAUUAGUCAGAAAAAAAGACAACGUUAGUGAACGGAAAUGUUUAAUGUGGUCACUCAACCUGACUCGACACUUCCGUUGUUACCGAGAAACAUGGCGGAUAAGCGGCGUUCGGGAGUGAUGUCUGACUCAAAACCAACAACCAAAGCAGAGACGGACCAAGAAUUCUUAUCUCAGGCAGGCGUAGGAGUUUUACUUCGAGGUGCGUUGCUUAAACUCGUAGAGGCUAGAUCUGAAGAUCCUAUUGGUUUCCUGGCCGAACACUUCAGCAAUUUAGCAUCCGAAACGGACAACAGUCCGGUCGGAGGCAGUGAUGGGGAGCAUCACUGUAAUGUACUGGAGCAGCAGCAGCUUAGCCGAGCCUUGUGGCACAUCGGUUUAGCGCAUCAUUCGCAAAGAUCAGCAUUCAAUAGCAACACACGUGUAGCUUAUGACCUCCUCAAGCAGAAUGGGCCUCGUCGCCGUGGUGGUGCUGGUGGUGUCAAAGGUCGCGUGUACACGGAGCUGCUCCGUGGCUUAUGCAGCGAGGGCGGCCUGUCCGUCACCGCCUCUGCCCCGCUCCUGCAGCGCAUUCACUGCCACGACCACGAGGCGGUGCCCUUUGAGCUCUUCCGGCAGGGCGUGCUGACCUGCGCCGUGUUCGCCGACUACAUCCGCAAGUCCCAGUGCCUGUACGCGGCCGUCAGCAGCUGUCCCGAGCGGGCCGCUGACAGGGUGUUGUGUCAGGCCGUGCUGGGGACCCUCCAGGAGGCCCUGGAAACCACCUCGGCCUGGGCUGACGUGGCCCGCUACCUGGAGGCCAGCAUGAAAAUCUCACCAGGCAAGCUGGCUCAGGCCAUGGCAGAGGCCCAGGGGCCCGACAGAGGUGGGACAGGCUCCACCAUGGACGCGCAGGAGUUUGAGGACACCGCUGCCAAGCUCUUCCUGGUCAGAGUGCGCAUUGUGUCUUAGAGAGAGGACAUUGUCACUUCUCUGAGAGACAACAAGACUUGCAGCAAGACUUGUAGUGGAAAAAGUCAUGGUAAGAUGUAGCGCUGCACAGUGUAAACGACUGCAGGGCAUGAUAUCAAAGAUAAGGCUCAUCUGUUCUGUGCAAUCAAUAUGCAUUUACCUCACAUGGCCAUGUUUUGUAAACACUUACUGGAAUGUGAGUUAAUGAUAUAUUUAGGUCUAAACAAUUUAAAGAUUGAUCAAAAAGCUUGAGCAAAAUGAUUUAGACUAGGCCUAGAUAACAACUUUAGUAUCUCACAGAUUAUAUGUUCCUGAUUACACUGACCCUGAAUGUGACCUUGCACUGUUUCACGUCAGUUUGAUACCACUGGAACUUGAUACUGUGAGAAGGGUGCUUGUUGAACGCAGAACACCCAAGCCAGGAGGUUAAGUAGAGCAGAGGUUAAGAGUUCCAGUUGAGGAGAGCAGACUAUGGUGGGUCUUAGCAUGCAAUAUUUGAAGUUUUUCCAAACCCAUGUCAACUUAGCUCCAAGAGCCUUAUUCUUGUGCUUGUUUGAGAUAAGACUCCGUCGGCCAUGACGCAGCUGACGCAAAUAUACACGGAUAUGAUGAUAUUUAUGCCCAUUAUCGGGCCUUGGUUUCAGUAAAUGUGUAUUGUGACUAUAUUUACUUCAUAUGUUUCAGAAAGCUACAUCAUCAAAAUAUUCUUUCUACUUAGAUGUAAAAAGGUAUAUGUCACCUGAUAUUCGUCAAUAAAUGAAUUAUUUCUUAUGUGUAACAAGAAUCACGAUGUCUCUCUGGAAAAGCUUAUUGUCUACAGAAGAUCAAUUUGCUCUUUGUUUCUAAAAUUUGCUCUCUAAACCAUUAGUUGAGUGCAGAGUAAAACCUUGAGACAUCCAGCAGAGGUCAGCCUGUAGCGGAGUUAUGGUCAUAUUCUCAAAAGAGGAAGAGUGCUUGCAGUUCCUGCCACCCAUGUUUCUUCGUGUUUGAUCGCAAUAAUUUAGUUGAAACGGCACUGGUAGCUUUCUGGACAAUGUAAAGGUUUCACCUUUAACCCAUAUGAAAGCUCAAUAUGACAAGUGUUGGCAAGCGAGAGAGAGAGAGAGAAUACACAUUCUGUACAUUUUAUUUUGGGUUUAUAUGACCUGUUGUCAUAAUAGAUGGUAUCACUGGCUGUUAACAAAAAUGACAUGCCUAUUUUGUCAUUUUUGCAUUUUCCUGGAUGAUACCAUUUAACACCAUACAAUACAAUUACCCAGACAUACAGAUAUGAGCUGCAGCUGAGUAUGCAAUGUAAUAUGCCAUCCUUGAGAUCAUUUUCAAACCGGUUCCUCUUGACUAUGCAAACUCGCUCAGUAUUCAAACCAACUCAUACAUAGUACAGGUCAGUUUGGCUCUGUGAGGCCUAAUGGGUUACUGUUAACAAUAGAAGUGUCUCUUUGUGAAUCUUGACACCAGGAAAUAAAGGGAAAGUGUUGUGGACACAGGCCUACCAUUAAGGCUGCUCAUGUGACUUAUUGCUAGUCAAAUCAGCUGCCAGGCAGCACUGUUAUAUCAAGGCUAUUUCUGUCUCUCUUCCUGGGGCCACUUCAACAAGCUGCAGGCUCCACCACUGGAGCCUUUAAGAGACACAUCCUCUACGCUCGUUUUGUCAGUUCAGCAUUAUUUUCAUUGUUGCAUGCUGCUCAAGCUGAUGUGACAGCUGCUUCAACUCAGAACAGAAGCAGUUCAGUUCUCGUGUUCAUGACAAGUUUGUGAGGUUAUUGUGUGUAUUUUUUUUUUGUUAAUUCUAUUCUGACCCCUGCUGUCUUGUGUGUUUAUUGUUAUGCUGUUGCGGUCUCUCUUGACCAUGGUUAAGCUAUAAUUGAUGACAUUUGUGCAUUCUAAGGAAGAGCAUGUUUUGUCACUCGGAAGUAGGGUUCUGUGGAGCUGAAGAAACAUACUGGCCCCUUGUUUACCACUGACUGCAGUCUUGCUGCAGAGGCCAGACAGUGUCCUCAUUAUCAAUCUUAAUGAGGCCCAGUGUGUAAAUAAUUUAGAUGGGUGUUCAUUACAUUUCUUGUUUGGAGGGACAAGUUGACCUGACUUUCACAAUUGAGUUAGGUGGUAGUGGCAAGUCAGAUUCCCUCGAGAACCAAAUGUACGGGUGGAAUCAGCCCUGUGCCCAUCUUCAAGACUUCAUUUCCCCCAAACCCAAGCUUUUCACUUAAACAUGUUCAUCUCAUAACUUCUUGGUAAUGUCGCGCUUAGAUUUCCAUUAUAUGCCAUACUGAAGUGAGAGCAAAACCUUGCUGGUUUCAGUUGGAUACUUACACUUUUAGUUUACUUUGAUUUAAAAAUGUAGGCCUAUCUAUUCACGUUUAUAAACAGCCAUGAAGUGGGUUAAUUAUCAUGAAGUGGGUUAAUUAUCAGAUAUGUCUGUAGAACAUUCACAUGCAAUAGACACAGCAUGUUCUGGUAAGGUCAACAUGGUUUCAAUGUCCAAGUGCUAACCACACACUAACAAGGGGGCUACACCAGCUACAAUUUUAGAAGACUAGUCUAAUUUUUUUUCCGAAAUUAUGCAUUGCUAUCACGUCUGGUGUAGGUAGUUCCAUUGAUCAUAGUAGAAGCUAAUUGUUGCAGCAGACCCAAUGUGAAUAGAACAUUUAAGUUGUGCGCUCGGUGUAGCCCCCCUCUAAGGAGCGACACUCUUUCAAAUACACAGCCACCACCACCAAAGCAUUAACCACAUGAAUUCCAAUACAAAUUUCAAGUUUUUGCCUGAAAUUGCACUGUGCCUAUUUACAAGGGCAUUGUUCCCACCUCUUUUGGGGCCUACCAUCAAAUGUUUGACCUCUAUAGAAAGCGGAGAACCUGUAGUUUUCAUAGGAAACAGUCACAAUAACUGUGUGAUGUUCUGAUACAGAGUUACAGAGGCUAGAAUAUAGUUUUUUCUUUCUGCCGGAUUACAAGCAUCUCUGAACUGACCACAUUUCAGGCCUCUAGGUCACUUGAUACCACUUAGAAACACAACUGAGCCCUACAGUAGCACCAGGGGGGUAUUCGAAGUAUGUGAUUUAGUGACAAACCUGAGUAAGUUAACUCGGUGUUAGGGGUAAACCUCCUAAUAGAAGAGCUGCAUGG